AUGGCGGUUUUUACUCACAUCAAUCGUGUGGUCACACUGCUUUUCCUGGCAGGUGCCACUCUGUUGCUCAUCUUAAUCCUGCUGUCGGGGGCAAUCACGGAAUUCCCAAUUGACCGGUUCUACUGGCUCGAGGCGGAGACUUCGGACAUCUCUGGGGCGCCCACUGGUCUCGCACGCUGGACCUUCUGGGGGCUGUGCACCAAGGACUCCUCCGGCAACUUGCAGUGCCCCAACUUGGCACCAGCGUAUCCUAUCUCGCCGCGCGACAACUUCAGCUCUGCGCCCUCCAGCGAGCUGCCCUCUGACUUUGUGGACUCCCGUGCCACUUACUACUACUUGACACGGUUCGCGUUUUGUUUCUUCUGGAUCGCGCUGGCGUUUGUCGGCGUGGCCCUAUUGCUGUACGCAUUGUCGUGGUGCUCCUACGCUUUUACCAAGGUUAUUUUCCUACUGGCCAUUGGUGGUGCCUUGUUCGAUGCGGCCGCUGUGAGUUGCCAAACUGCGGCCUCGGUGAUGGCACGCAACGCCUUCCGCAAUGACAACCGUAGCGCCAACAUCAGCGCUACUCUGUUCGGUAUCGCUUGGGCCAGCGUUGCGUGUACUCUGUACAUCUUCUUCGCUACCGGCGCCUCUUUCUUGCGCCGCGCCUACCAAUCCCACAAGGAAUUUGUGGAGAUGCAAAAGUACAAAGAACAGGCCUUGAUGUACCAAGGCAAACAAGAAGCUCUACAACCAGAUGUUGAGUCUUACCCUAUCCGUGACGACACUCAGCCAGGCUCUGGAAUGCCAGAAACGCAACCAGAAGCGCACCACAGCGGAAUCAAAUUCUUCAAGAUCCGCAGAAGCCAACAGCCUGGCGAUCAGGAAAGCGUUUGA
This is a messenger RNA of Lachancea dasiensis, 876 nucleotides long. NCBI's taxonomy places the organism in Eukaryota, Fungi, Ascomycota, Saccharomycetes, Saccharomycetales, Saccharomycetaceae. The record is from the annotation of a GenBank genome assembly.